AUGAAUUAAAAGGAGUAUGUUUUUUUAGAAAGAAACAAUGAAUACGUAGAAAAUGAAUACUUUGUGGGUCAGAAAGAAUCGAGAUUUCACUCUAAUGAUUAAUAAAUAAAUAUUUAAGUAGAAUCGUAAUUAAGUACUCUGAGUUAUAUUUUUGAUUGGAUAACAAAUGUAAGAGUUUGAUUUUAUAAAAUAAGGAUCAAUUAUAAGAGUUAAGAUCCCAAAUACUUCAUUAAAUAAAGUUAUUAGAUCAGAAUGUAAAAACUAAAUAUAUUACUACUGCAUUAUCAUAUAUUUUGAUAAAGAAUACCAGUGGCAUCAAUGAGACAGAGUGUAUAUAGCAAUUACUUGUAAUAUUUUAGUUUAAUAUUUAUUAGAAUAAGUUUAAUGUUAAAUCAAGAAAAUUAUUGAAGUAUUUAAGAAUGAUCAAAGAUGAUGGUUAAAGAGAUAUGAAUAAGUUAUUAUAACAGAUAUAAUACUAUUAAGAGAAAGUGAGAAAGUAUUUUUUUGGAUAAGGAUAAUCAUUAUUACUUAAAUUGAAGAAACCAAAUUAAACAUAUACUUAAUUGAUUGAAGAAAUUCUUGAGACAAAUAAAUAAGUGAUGAUUAGAAUAUUCUCUUUACAAUUAGUGAAAUAAUUUUGUGUAAGUAAACGACCAAGUCGAUUAGUGAUAAACUUAGGUUACUUUGCAUUCUAAAUUUAAUCAAUAUAUAUUUUACCUGGAGAAUAUGCUAGAAUAUUUAGAAUAUCAAUUAAUUCCUUACGUCAUUUCUCAAAAGGAUUAAUUAACAUUUUAUAUCAAUUUGUAUUAAGGAUAACUGGUUAAGGAAUUGAGACAUAAUUUAAGUCUUGUGAAAGAAGUCCAUAAAUUUCAUAAACCAUUAUGAAUGAAGGAGAAUUAAAAAAAUCACCUGAAGAUACAAGUGUAUCAGAACCAAAUAUUGAAAUUGAAGGAUUUAAAUUACUCAUUAUUAGAAAACUAAUUAAUGAAUUCAGCAUAUAUUAAUUCUUAUUUGUUGACACUGAAGAAGAAGAUGAAUUAUUUAAUGAAUGUUAAGAAAUUUUGAACUUUUCUAUCAAUGAUAAAGUGUGA
Messenger RNA from Paramecium pentaurelia, 1091 nucleotides. The record is from the annotation of a GenBank genome assembly. NCBI's taxonomy places the organism in Eukaryota, Ciliophora, Oligohymenophorea, Peniculida, Parameciidae.